Molecule: messenger RNA, 1090 nt
Organism: Ceratotherium simum simum (southern white rhinoceros)
Lineage: Eukaryota; Metazoa; Chordata; Mammalia; Perissodactyla; Rhinocerotidae
Gene: TREML2
Product: triggering receptor expressed on myeloid cells like 2
Biological process (GO): T cell activation
Cellular component (GO): cell surface
Molecular function (GO): signaling receptor activity
Source: RefSeq, a predicted model, not a curated record
CAAAUGGAUGGAGUCAUGUCUCCCGCGUUCCUGCUGCUGCUGCUGCUACUGUGGCUCCAGGGCCGCGUCUCAGGUGUCCCCGCCGAGAGCGUGUACUCCAAAGUGAGGCACCUUGAAGGGGAGACUCUGUCUGUACAGUGCUCCUACAAGAGCCGCAAAAACCGCGUGGAGGGCAAGGUUUGGUGCAAAAUCAGGAGGAAGAAGUGUGAGCCUGGGUUCACCCGUGUCUGGGCGCAGGGGCCGCGCUACCUGCUGCAGGACGAUGUCCAGGCCAAUGUGGUCAACAUCACCAUGGCGGCCCUCAGGCGCCAGGACUCGGGCCGGUACUGGUGCAUGCGCAACAGCUCUGGGACCCUCUAUCCUCUGAUGGGCUUCCAGCUGGAAGUGUCUCCAGCACCCACAACCCAGAGAAACACUCCUCCUACACAGCUGGCCAACAUGCUCAAGAGUGGGAUUGUUGUCACAACAGGCCAAGCCCCCACGUCAGGCUCUUAUGCCCCUCUCAACACCAGUGUGACGACGUUCACACCUGGACUCCUCACCAUGGCCAGACUCCUGCCCUCCACUGCCUCAGAGACCAUCAGACUGACCUCCACGACAGACCACAGCUUCAUCAGCACCAGCCCCUCCACCACGGGGCCCCAGACAGUGACUGUGUCUCCGAGCAAUGCCAGAUCCUCCUCUGCUGGCCCAGCAUCCAUCUCCACCAAGGCUGGGCACCUGCGCACCAGAUCGGCUACCACAGGAAUGUGCCACACCAGAUCUCUCCUCAACAAAUUAUCCCCCAUCAGGCACCAGGAUCCUUAUCCCACUGUGCUCGUGGGGGUGCUGACCUUCCUCCCAGUGCCUGUGAUGCUGCUCCUAGCCUAUGGGUUCUGGAAGAAGAGACACAUGGGAAGUUACAGCGUGUGCAGGGAUGCUGCUAGACCCUGGAGGGACCCACCCGGAAGACCGGAUCCUCCGUGGAAGCCUGUUUGGUCUGGAGCCACUUAACUAUGGAUGGGGAUCUUCUCCCACAGGGGUCCCAGGAGGCCAGAGGAGGACUGCAGAGGGGGGCCUGUCUGGAUCGGAGACAGGACUUGUGGAGCAC